AUGGCUUGGAAAAUGUUAUCCAUACACUGCUCCAUCGAAAACAACCUUUGCCGUUGGUAUGCUGAUUUCAAGUACGGUCGCACGGAUACAAAUGAUGCGUCACUCUCGGGUAGGUCAAAUGAAGCAGUCGCUCCAGAAAAUGUGAAACAAAUGUUGAAAAUCGUAAUGAAUGACCGCAAAGUGAAAGUUCGUGAGAUUGCUGAGAUGGUAAACAUAUCAACUGGAAGCGCGUGUAUGAUUUUACAUGAAAAGUUGGGAAUGAAAAAAGUGUUUCCCAAAUGUGUGCCGCAUGUGCUCACAAUGGCACAAAAGCAACAACAAGUCGAUGAUUUACAGAGCUGUUUGUCACUGUUUACCCGCAAUAAACAGGAUUUCUUGCGCCGAUAUGUGACAAUGGACGAAACAUGGAUCCACUAUUUCACUCUGGAGUCAAAGCAGCAGUCAGCUGAGUCGCGUGCAGCCGGUGAAAGCCAUCCGAAGCGUCCAAAAACGAAGCAGUCAGCUGGCAAAGUCAUGGCGUCUGUUCUUUGGGAUGCGCGAGGAAUAAUUUACAUCGAAUACCUUGGAAAGGGAAAAAUAUAUCGAUAG
Molecule: messenger RNA, 588 nt
Organism: Stegodyphus dumicola
Lineage: Eukaryota; Metazoa; Arthropoda; Arachnida; Araneae; Eresidae
Source: RefSeq, a predicted model, not a curated record